AUGCCUAGUGAUGGUUCAAGAAAGGAUCCGGCAUGGAAUUACUCACAUUUGGAGAAUCCGAAAGAUACAAAUGCCGUCACUUGUAACUUUUGUGCAAAAGUUACAAAAGGAGGUAUUUAUCGGGCUAAACAACACUUAGCUGGAGGGUAUAGAAAUGUGAGUGCAUGCCCAAGAUGCCCAUCUAGUGUUAGAGAAGAAAUCAAAGAGUACAUGAGUAAGAAAAAGGAAGAAAAAGAUCAAAUGAAUUUGUUACCUAGUGAUGAAAUUAAUUUCAUUGAUGGAGAGGAUGAGGAUGACAUUAUGGAAGUUAACAAUCGAGGAAAAAGGGUAGCCAGUGCAGGUAGUGGCAGUGCUAGUGUCAAUUCCUCAAAGAUGCAAAAGCAAAAGGGACCGAUUGGUUUAUAUUUCUCUCCCAGACCGGAAAUUGUGGUACAAAAAAGAAAGGAGGGGGGAAAACAAAUAGCCAUUAAUGAUGCAUGCAAGAAAGAGUUGAGAGGAAGAGCGUGUGCUGCUUUUGCAAGGUGGAUGUAUGAUGCAGGAAUUGCAUUCAAUGCUGUUAAGUAUGAUAGCUUUGCCGAGGUUGUUGAAGCAAUUGGACAAUAUGGUCCUGGCAUGAAACCACCUAGUUAUCAUGAGGUGAGAGUUCCUUUGCUUAGGAAGGAAUUGGAUAAUACCAAUACUUUGAUGAAUGACCAUAGAGAGGAGUGGUCAAAAUUUGGAUGCUCAUUAAUGGCAGAUGGGUGGACAGACAAGAGAGGGAGAACAUUGCUUAAUUUCCUAGUAAAUAGUCCAAGGGGAACCAUGUUUAUUGAGUCGAUAGAUACUUCUUCUUUUUCAAAGGAUGGUGACAAGAUGUUUGACUUACUUAAUAAAUUUGUGAACCGCAUUGGAAUAGCAAAUGUCGUCCAAGUCGUCACAGAUAGUGAAUCAAGCAAUAAGUAUGCCGGGAGGAUGUUAGAGAAAGAACACCCACAUUUGUAUUGGACCCCAUGUGCUGCUCAUUGCUUAGACUUGAUGUUGGAAGACAUUGGGAAAAUACCGUCCAUCUCUAGAACAAUGCAGAGGGCAGUGGAGUUGAAUAGUUAUAUUUAUAUGCGACCAAAGUUGUUGAACAUUAUGAGGAACUUCACUCACAAAAAGGAGUUGCUUAGGCCUGCUAAGACUCGAUUUGCUACAUGUUUCAUCACAUUAUCAAGUAUUCACAAACAAAAGAAUAUGUUUACUUCAGAAGAAUGGAAUCGUAGUAAAUGGGCGAAAGAGGAAGCCAGUAAAAGAGUUGCUUCUUAUGUUUUGAUGCCUUCCUUUUGGAACAACAUUGUCUUUAGCCUUAAGGUUUCCGGUCCUCUUAUUCCGGUUUUGAGAUUAGUUGAUGGCGAGAGAAAGCCUCCCAUGGGAUACAUUUAUGCGGCUAUGGAUAGGGCUAAAGAAGCCAUUGCAAAAUCAUUUGGGGGAGUUAUUAUUUGA
Cornus florida is the source of this 1464-nucleotide messenger RNA. RefSeq lists its product as uncharacterized. The transcript has 3 exons. NCBI's taxonomy places the organism in Eukaryota, Viridiplantae, Streptophyta, Magnoliopsida, Cornales, Cornaceae. The record is from RefSeq and is a predicted model, not a curated record. Gene Ontology annotation, molecular function: DNA binding. The coding region runs from base 1 to 1464 and encodes 487 amino acids.